GUGAUGAAGUGUUUGGAAACGCCAGUCUUGAUUCUUCUACUUGUAUCCGUGUUUAAAUAAGUUGGUCUUCUGUCUACUUUGGCACAGAAAUUUCCUACGUCAAGUAAUCCCUGCUGGAACUCUGAAUGAGAGGACAUGAUGGAUAUUACAAAAGAUCCUAUAGAAGAUAUUGUCGAAGGUUUACCCAAUAUGUUCGGGGAUAAAACCCAAAAUGAUGUGGAAAGAAGACUUGUGGAUCUCAAUGUGCUACUUACAUCGACGUGUGCAGAUCCAAUAAGGUUUUUCCUCUGCUCCCUGUAUGCUCCAAUGUGCUCCACAAAGACAGGCAGUUUAAUUAUGUCCUGUGGUUCAUUGUGUGAAUACGUUACUCAACGAUGCAAACCAACUGCUGUGAAGUUUAAUAUUCCCUGGUUAGACGCAUGGAAUUGCUCACAGUUUCAUUGGCAAAACAAUAAAGACAAAAUGUGUAUGCAAGGACCGAACUACAACUACACUAGCUUCAAUCCAACACGUACGACUUCCACUGUGAACCCGGAGCUUGAUAAAAUGUCUUUUAAAAACAGUCGUAAUUACCUUUACCUGAAACGAACCAAAUCAUGGGUGCUUCUUUGUAACAAGGAUGGCAUUUACGAUUCGGAUACGAAAGAUUUUGCCGAUUUGUGGAUGACAAUAUGGUCGAUUGUUUGUUUUGUCUCAACCAGUGUCGCUAUUAUAACAUUCCUUCUCGAUACAAGAGGAUUUCAGUAUCCUGAGCGAGCUAUUGUGAUGCUGGCGUUGUGUUACAAUCUUUACUCAAUUGGGUUAAUACUGAGAGUCAUCUUUGGUCGCAGUGCCGUGUCUUGUACAAGCGAUGACAACACGGAAUUGUACAUUACCCAAAACGAGUUUGGGAAACCGUUGUGUUCCUUCGUCUUUCUUUUUUUGUACUUUUUCGGCAUGGCUGCAAAUAUUUGGUGGGUAAUUUUAACGCUGAGUUGGUUUCUUGGAGCCGGAAUGAAGUGGAGCUGUGAGGCGAUUGAUAGCUAUACAAACUUAUUCCACCUUGUAGCGUGGUUAUUACCCGUGAUAAAGACCGCGCUUGUGUUAAUAUUUCGUAAGAUCGACGGCGAUGAAUUAACUGGAUUAUGCUAUGUAGGAAAUCAAGACUUACUAGCUCUGACCGGCUUUGUUCUUGGACCGCAGUUUACCUAUCUAAUUAUUGGCAGUCUAUUCCUUUUGGCGGGUUUUAUAGCGUUGUAUCGUGUAAGGCUGGCUGUUCACAAAGAACGUUUACAUAAAAUAGAUAAGCUUGAUCGCUUUAUUAUAAGAAUUGGUCUAUUCUCUAUGUUUUCAACGGUUCCCGCAACAUGCACUAUAGCGGCACAAUUCUACGAAUACAGUUAUCGUGAGGACUGGCUAUAUGGCCGUUCAACACCGAACACAAAGGUUUUGAUGUUGAAAAUUUGCAUGACUUUGUUUGUCGGGGUAAUUUCCGGCGCGUGGAUAUGGACAAGCAAAGCGUGCAUUACGUUGAAGAGUUUUUAUGUGAACAAAUUUAGAAAACAAUCUGCUGUCAAGAAUAAUUCCAAUAAUAAUGUAGCUUUAAGAAACCAUAGAACAUUACAAGCCGACACGGAGGUUUAAAUGUGAACUCUUAUCGCUAUACUCCAUGGGGGUGUUUUCGUCAAUCGCUCAAGACGAUAAAAUCUCUCCGCUUUUGUAUUCGCUCAGUAAAUAUUUCUUUAAUUUAUAUUCGUGUUACUAAUGGAGCUUGGCAAAUUAUAGGGUAGCGGUUACCCCCAGUUGCUAACACAAAUUUAUAGACAAAUGAUAGAAUCUUUAACACAACACUGACAAUUAGCACCUCAUUAAGCUAAGGUUGUACUGAUUAAUAUGUAUUUAGAAAAGUUGAAUUGAGAUCUUUUAACUACCACUUCAGUAUUUUGUGUAUGAAAAACAUGGAGCGUUUGUUAAAAAUCAUUGUCUGUCUGCGUUGUUCUAUAUGAAUGAAGUUGAUUGAAAUGGAAUUAGCGAAAUGUUAGUAUAGCAAGCUCUCGUGAAAUUGUAAUUUUAAACAAGAAAUAAAAAUUUAAAGUGA
Molecule: messenger RNA, 2077 nt
Organism: Dendronephthya gigantea
Lineage: Eukaryota; Metazoa; Cnidaria; Anthozoa; Malacalcyonacea; Nephtheidae
Product: frizzled-4-like
Exons: 3
Coding region: 136-1623 (495 amino acids)
Biological process (GO): non-canonical Wnt signaling pathway; canonical Wnt signaling pathway
Cellular component (GO): plasma membrane
Molecular function (GO): Wnt receptor activity; Wnt-protein binding
Source: RefSeq, a predicted model, not a curated record